This is a messenger RNA of Helianthus annuus (common sunflower), 534 nucleotides long. RefSeq lists its product as uncharacterized. The record is from RefSeq and is a predicted model, not a curated record. The coding region runs from base 1 to 534 and encodes 177 amino acids. Lineage: Eukaryota; Viridiplantae; Streptophyta; Magnoliopsida; Asterales; Asteraceae. The transcript has a single exon.
AUGUUUGACAUAGAAAUUGCUACCGGAAGAACCACCACCGUUAGUUCUGUUCUUCGUGAUUGUACUCUCGAACUCAACAAUCACGUUUUCCCGAUCGAUCUCAUCCCGAUGCAACUUGGUAGUUUCGAUAUCAUAGUAGGCAUGGAUUUUCUUUGUGAAAAACGUCCUGAAGUUGUUUGCUUUGAAAAGAUGAUUCGUUUCUCUCUUUCUAAUGGUGACCAACUCUGUGCUUAUGGCGAAGUAUCCUCGAAAGAACUAAAACUUAUGUCAUGCAUUCAAACAAGCAAGUAUCUCCGCAAGGAAUACAUGGCUUUCUUGGCGCAUAUUGUAGUAGCGGAGAAGGAAAAGAAACAGAUGGAAAAGGUACUUCUGGUUCGUGAUUUUCCUAAUGUCUUUCCUGACGAUUUACCCGGUCUACCCCCGACUCAUGAUAUCGAUUUCCGUAUCGACCAAAUUCGUGGAGCUAACCCUAUCGCUAAAGCUCCUUAUCACCUCGGUGCAUCCGAAAUGUGUGAACUUUCUAGUCAACUCUAG